Sesamum indicum (sesame) is the source of this 1307-nucleotide messenger RNA. It is a transcript of the gene TFIIS, whose product is annotated as transcript elongation factor IIS. Gene Ontology annotation, biological process: DNA-templated transcription; transcription elongation by RNA polymerase II. Gene Ontology annotation, molecular function: zinc ion binding; nucleic acid binding. NCBI's taxonomy places the organism in Eukaryota, Viridiplantae, Streptophyta, Magnoliopsida, Lamiales, Pedaliaceae. Gene Ontology annotation, cellular component: nucleus. The record is from RefSeq and is a predicted model, not a curated record.
AACAACCUUGUUUAUCUCUCCCUUGGUUGCAUAUUCACCAAAAUACGCACACAGGCAGAAAACACAAAAUCAACUACACUCUCCACGCCCAUACUAGGGUUUCAGUUUCUUCGGGGGGCUCAGCUGAUGCUGCAUUCCAUUUUCUAGUUCAAUUCAGAGGAAUAAUGGAGAAGGAAUUGACUGAGCUUUUUGAGUCGGUGAAGAGAGCUGCAGAUGCGGCUGAGAACUCACCAGGGGAAGAGGAUAGGUGCCUUGAUGCACUUAAACGGCUCAAGAAGUUCCCUGUCAAUUAUCAAGUCCUUGUGUCCACACAGGUAGGAAAACGCCUCCGCCAACUGACUAAGCAUAGAAGUGACAAGAUCAAGAUGCUGGCUUCUGAUGUGGUUGAUAUUUGGAAGAAUAUAAUUGUUAAAGAGACAAUGAAAAACAAGAAGAAUGGGAAUGUGGACAAUGGUGAUUUGGUGAAAGCUGAACCUUCUGGUAGAGAAACUAAUGAGUUGAAGAAUUUUCAGCAUGAACAAAUUUCUGGAGCUAAGAAAUUGAAGGUGGAGAAAACUACUCACUUGAGUACAUCAAACUCUGAUAAACCCAUGAAGUUGGAAACUUCGUCAAGCGUCAAAGUUGAGAAAGUCGAAGUUUUCCAGACUACAAAGCAUGCUACUGGAGAAUACUUGCAGGUUGAGAAGAAAGUUAAAGUGGAGAAAGCAAGUUCUGGAGCACGGGCAUCAGAUGCUGUUGGCCCACCAAAACUGACCUCUCUGGUUUACUGCAAAGACCCAUUGAGGGACAAAGUCAGAGAAAUACUUGCUGAAGCUUUGUGCAAAGUCUCUGGUGAAGUAGAUGAUGAUGAUCUAAAAGACAGAGUGAACCGAUCUGAUCCUUAUCGAGUUGCUGUUUUAGUUGAGACUGCAAUGUUUGAGAAGUGGGGCAAGUCCAAUGGAGCCCAGAAGUUCAAGUACAGGUCCAUAAUGUUCAACAUCAAGGAUCAAAACAACCCAGAUUUCCGGAGAAAAGUCCUGGUUGGGGAUUUUGAGCCACGUGCCAUUCUUGAACUGACGCCAGAAGAAAUGGCUAGUGAUGCAAGACAGAUGGAAAAUGAGAAACUUAAACAGAAAGCUAUGUUUAACAGUGAGCGUGCAGCGGCACCAAAGGCUAGUACAAAUGAGUUUACUUGCGGCAGGUGCAAGAAGAAGGAAACUACUUACUACCAGAUGCAGACUCGGAGUGCAGAUGAACCCAUGACAACAUUUGUAACCUGUGUAAACUGUGGCAACCACUGGAAGUUCUGUUGACCAUAUUUAUUAGCU